Passer domesticus (house sparrow) is the source of this 2177-nucleotide messenger RNA. RefSeq lists its product as uncharacterized. The record is from RefSeq and is a predicted model, not a curated record. The transcript has 14 exons. Bases 42 to 2162 code for a protein of 706 amino acids. NCBI's taxonomy places the organism in Eukaryota, Metazoa, Chordata, Aves, Passeriformes, Passeridae.
UCAGCUUUGGUUGCUGAGACCAAACUGAGCUGGGCUAGGACAUGAGAAAAGGCUGCCCAGUCACCUGGAGGGGCCUGCUUUGCUAUGUAAAGUGGCAAAAUAGUCCUGCUGUAUCUGAGUUUCCAUGCAAGCCAUUUUGCAUACUAAGGUGUAGGGAUCUUAAGGCACAUCUUACUGGAGAAGCUGCCCCUGUGUGCCAGGAGCAAUUGCUCUUCAUCUUCACGCCUUGUAGGUCAGAGAAGGAGAGCCUGCAAAGCAGCCUGCUGGAGGCUCAGCAGCACAUAUGGGAGCUGGAGAUGGCCAGGAGCCGUGUGGAAGCCCAAGUGCACAGGGCCAGGCAGGCCAAGGAGGCGAUACUGGAGGAUGUGAGGGGCCUUCGUUGUGAGCUGCUGGCUGUAAGAGCUCUCAGCCAGCAGCAAUGUGAAGACAUGGCUGAACAGCUCCGCUGGGCACAAGAGCAGUGCUGCAAGGCUCUCAGACUCUGGCAGUCUGCCCAGGAAGAGGAAAAAACGAAUCUCAUGCAAGAACUGGAGAGACAACUGGAAGAGCAGCAUGUGGAGGCACGGAAGCAGCUGGAGGAACGGGCAAACUUCCUGGCAGAGACCUCCUUGCUGUAUUGCACGGGCGGGGAAAUGAAGAAGAGAUCAUUGGGAAAAUCUUUGAUUCCCCGUCUGCGCAAGGCAGGAAUUCCCCCUGUGGGCAGUGCUGCUGGGUCUGUGCACAGCUCUCCCCAGAUGGAAUUGCAGGAGUCCCAGGAGAUGAGGCCAAGACCCAGCAGCAGAAGCCAGGAGAAGACCCCAGAGCAUGCAGCUCUGACUGGCUACCCUUCUGCCACGAAUCUUCCUGACACACGUCCUGCUUCACUGCUUCCCUUGAAGCCUUUGCCUCCCAUUCAAGAGAGCUCAUCCAUCAAUCUGAGCAAGAUGUAUGAUGGGGAGGAAGGGAAAAGGAAAAGUAGCACUGACAAUGAAGAUGUCAGAAGAAACAACGCGGAGCAGAGUUCAGAGGGAAAAGGACAUAAGACAUCCUUGCCUUCUCCUGUUGGUAAAGAAAUGAAGAAGAAAUCAUUGGGAAAAUCUUUGAUCCCCCGUCUGCGCAAGGCAGGAAUUCCCCGUGUUGGCAGUGCAGCUGGGUCUGUGCACAGCUCUCCCCAGAUGGAAUUGCAGGAGUCCCAGGAGAUGAGGCCAAGACCCAGCAACAGAAGCCAAGAGAAGACCCCAGAGCAUGCAGAUCUGACUGGCUACACUCCUGCCACGAAUCUUCCUGACACACGUCCUGCUUCACUGCUUCCCUUGAAGCCCUUGCCUCCCAUCCAAGAGAGCUCUUCCAUCAAGCUGAGCAAGAUAUAUGAUGGGGAGGAACAGAAAGGGAAAAGUAGCACUGACAACGAAGAUAUCAGAAGAAACAACGCGGAGCAGAGUUCAGAGGGAAAAGGACAUAAGACCUCCUUGCUGUGCUCCACUGGCGGGGAAAUCAAGAAGAGACAAUUGGGAAAAUCUUUAAUCCCCCGUCUACGCAAGGCAGGAAUUCCCCCUGUGGGCAGUGCUGCUGGGUCUGUGCACAGCUCUCCCCAGAUGGAAUUGCAGGAGUCCCAGGAGAUGAGGCCAAGACCCAGCAGCAGCAGCCAGGAGAAGACCCCGGAGCAUGCAGGCCUCUCACUGAGUCAGGCCAAGGAGACAGAUCAUCCCAGCAGUCCCGGUCUUAGGAGUGACAAAGAGCGGAGGGACAGCUUUGGAAAGACCCACGCUGAAUUGUGCAGAUUGGCUAAAGAGAACUUAGAGCUGAAGAAAAUGGAGAUUUUGAUGGAAGAGAUGAAGAGGAGACAAAAUGAAAAAUCCUUGCAGCUUCCUCCAGAGACAUUUGAGCCUGGGGAUGCAGCUGAAGCAAGCUUCAGCCUACCACCUAUCAAUGGCACAGCUCCCAGUGUACAGAGAAAAGACCCUGGUAGCGCCAUGAAGAAAACGGUCGUGAGAAAGCAGGACACGGUGCCCUUACAGCCCAGUACGCCCACCCUCCCUGGAGAUGGCAGCUUCCCAUGCAGCUCCUCAGGUAAGCCUGCUCCGUGGCAGCAUUUUCCUGCAGGGGUUUGUCCUUGCAAAAGGAGCACGAACUGCCUCCUGCCUCAGCCAGCACAUCUGGGAUCUUGGGUCCAUAGUCUGUAAUGAGAAUGAACAGCA